GAAAACCCUCUCGUGCUUCUCGCACCUCUCCACAGAAAGGCAAUUCGAGGCUCACCCGCAUCUCCGUUGUGGUCACCAUGAGCGCCUUAACGCUUCCGCGCCUCACGCCGUUCACGCGGUCCACCUCCACGCUGUACCAGUACGCGUGCGAGGAGGAGGGCUGCGUGUCGCACACCGAGUUGGUGAAGCUCUUUCACGGCAUCGACGUCGCACUACAGGCGACCGCGGCGGCCCUUCAACUCGCGCCGUCGGCGCCACACGAAACGACGAAGGACAGCAGCAACGAAGACAGCGACGACAUCAACCCCCUCCCUCCUGCCCUCACCGACUUCCUCCUGAUUUCCUUCCAGCCUACCCUACGCUACCCCACCCACAUAACCCUGUCCAAGACGUACCUGGGCGAUGCCGGCACGGCGGCGUUCUUCCGCGUGCUGCCGAUGCUGCGCUGGCUGCGCGUGGUGGAUGCCCGCGGCGUGGGGGCCGGUCCUCGCAGCAUCGACGCGCUCUGCGACGCGCUGACGACCUAUCUCGUCGAAGGAUGCGAGGAGGCACCGGUGAUGCCGCUGGCAGAAGCAGCGGAGACGGAGAGUUGCAGCGGUGAUGCGGGAGACCGCCAUCCCCUCGCGGGGCGUCUCCCUGCGCUGGAGUUGGUGGACCUCCGCGACAACGACGCCGUCUUCACCCGUUCGGCCGAAAAACUCCUCGCUGCGCUGCGACGGCGCCGCGGAGCGCUGCUGCGGUGGUGCGCGAAGGAGCGGGAGACAGACGCAGAUGCCGUCGUGCUGCCCGCACUGGAGGUGCACGUGGACGCCGCGAACCUCUUCCCCUCUACCGCACACUCGCUGCAGGCGUGGAAUGCAGAGGCGACGGCGAUCAAACGGCGGCGCGAGGUUGCGGCAGGCGAGCGACGGUGGGCGGAGCAGCUGGGAGUCUUCACGGUACCGAAAGCGCAGCAGGCAGCGGGCUCUCCGGGUGGGGUGCAGCCGGUCGGUGAGCACCUGCUGUUUCGUCUUCCUCUCGACCAAGCCGAGCAGGAAGCGGAGGUGGCGGGGACCGAGAACCGUGCGCGGACAUGCGCGGCGAAUGAGAUGCGCGAGUCGAUCAACAGCCACAUACCUCGGUUUCUCGCCGCCUCGUGCAUGUUGGCUCCUGUAGCGGGUGCGUGCGCCGACUCUGCCCUGUACGCUGCAGCGAAAGGCGCACGCUCGGCGCUGCAGGCCUGCGCGGACUUCGGUGCGGACGCCUUGGAGAUCCUUUUCUACUCCAACGCCUCUCUCUGGUACGUGGCACGUAUUCAACGGCAAAAGCAACGGCAGCAAGGAGCACCCGAGGCAAACCCGCAAGCAUCAACGCUGGCGAAAGUGAAUUUACUGGAAGCGCAGAGCAACAUUGCGGCGCUGCUGCGAACUCUGGAUGCCUGUCCCACCUUGGAAGCAGAGCUGAUGUCGUCACAGGCUGCUGGUGGCGCGGUGGUGGAACGCCAUCUUCUUCGCCUGCGUGAGCUACACAACACCAUCGAAAAGAAGCCGCAGUUGGAAGAGCUCUUCACGGAAAUGGUCAGCCUCUAUUACCGCAUUGUGGCGGCCCUUGUCACGCCACGCUUCUCGGCGCAGCAUCUGCCCUCGAUGGUGGCGUGGGAGCAGCAGAUCGAGGAUGUCGCACAGCACGUGCUCAGCCACCUAGUCGUAGGUACGGAGGAAAUGAAGCGGUUAGCAUCGACGGUGCGACGUCUGCGCGGACAAGUUCAAGAAGAUGUGUCGCUGCCUGGAAAGCGCAAGGAGGACGACGAUCCAGCAAAGCGCAGCAGGGACGGGCGGGAGAGUCGGCUGCUCCCACCUAUCAUGGCGACGUCCUUUUAUCACGUGCAGGACGACCACGAGGCGGAGGAGGGGUGGAGGCAGACGUACGCAGGCACGUCCUCCGUCGUCGCGAGCGCGGUGAAGGCGUCGUGCCCGACCUCGUUGGAGAUCCCGGCGGUCAUGCAAGCCUUUCACAGCUGUCACUGCACCGCAUUGCUGGAAAACAACGCUGCGGUUACCUCUCACCCAGGUUUGGUCCCACCAACCUCGGGAGACUGUCCUGAGCCUUGCACCACGUGCUGUUAUCGUGCUCUUAGAUCCGUUCAAGAUGCUUUGAGAGACACGGAAAGCGGGCGUAGUGAACUGCUGUACCGCUGGGGAGCGCUGGAGCCCGUCCGUCAAGCGCUCCCGCGGCAACUGCGCAUGUUUUUCCUCGACAUGAUGAUACGCCAGCGGAGCCGCGCGCAAGGUGGCUGCGCCUACGUGCCGCUGUUCGACCAGCACAAGAAGAACGACACGAAAGGCGAAAGCAAGGAACGGUGGAGCAUGAUGUCGUGGCUGGCGUGCUCGCACAGUCAGGAGGCCUAUUGGGUGGAUCUGUUGCGCGUGUAUGCGCAGUGGUACCGACUGCGAGCCUUGGAGUUUUACGGACAGCCGGAGGCGCAGAGGCUGUUGCGUUGGUCUACGUAG
This is a messenger RNA of Leptomonas pyrrhocoris, 2489 nucleotides long. RefSeq lists its product as hypothetical. NCBI's taxonomy places the organism in Eukaryota, Euglenozoa, Kinetoplastea, Trypanosomatida, Trypanosomatidae. The record is from RefSeq and is a predicted model, not a curated record. The transcript has a single exon. The coding region runs from base 78 to 2489 and encodes 803 amino acids.